Messenger RNA from Lasiosphaeria miniovina, 447 nucleotides. RefSeq lists its product as uncharacterized. The record is from RefSeq and is a predicted model, not a curated record. Bases 1 to 447 code for a protein of 148 amino acids. NCBI's taxonomy places the organism in Eukaryota, Fungi, Ascomycota, Sordariomycetes, Sordariales, Lasiosphaeriaceae. The transcript is spliced from 2 exons.
AUGCCACAAAUAACCGACGCCCAGAGACUAGCAGGCCUUAUAGAGAGCCAGAGAAUCCGGUUCCUAGACCAGCCCGCCCGCCUCCGCCCCGGCCACGUCCCACAGCCCCGAGCCGCGCGGAGAGAUUCCAAGCCGCGCCGUGACGAGCGCCGCCGCCGCCUCAACGCGGUCAUUUACUUCAAGCAAGACGACCUAGUCAAGCGCCUCCAGGUCCUCGUCGCCCUACAGAAGACGCUGCUGUGCCUGCCCGACGAGAGCGUGUACCAGGCCGUGUCCCAGGGCCUUGCCGGCGUCGAGGGCCAGGUCCGAGCCGAGUCGACGGCGGUGGCGGCGGGCGGCGGCCCCGGCCCCGACCCAGGCGCGCUGAACCCCAUCCAGCUGUGGGACACGCUCCUGGUCAUUGGCCAGCAGGCUGAGCGGCUCGCGGAGUCGGUGCUUUCCGGUUAG